Molecule: messenger RNA, 2367 nt
Organism: Lytechinus pictus (painted urchin)
Lineage: Eukaryota; Metazoa; Echinodermata; Echinoidea; Temnopleuroida; Toxopneustidae
Product: protein jagunal homolog 1-like
Exons: 2
Coding region: 91-621 (176 amino acids)
Biological process (GO): endoplasmic reticulum organization; vesicle-mediated transport
Cellular component (GO): endoplasmic reticulum membrane
Source: RefSeq, a predicted model, not a curated record
GUUAGUCGACCGCCAUCUGUAACGUGUGCUAUCCUCUGAAAAAAUACUGCUACCGUAUUUCCCUAAAAUAUUGCUCUUUUAUUUCACAUCAUGUCAUCCAAAGGGGGUCCACGAGCAGCAGGAACAGAUGGCAGUGAUUUCCAACAUCGAGAACAAGUUGCUUCCCAGUAUAAAAUAAGUGUGCAACUGAAGUCCAAGUUCCGUACGUGUCUCUUCAUCAACAUCUUCGUAGUGCUCAUCCAACUAUUGAUGUUUGCGGGAGCGCACUUCAAGAUCAUUCCGUCCGACCAUUACCCGUUACCAUGGCAAUACACGUGGAUGCUGAGCGGAGUGGUAUCUCUCAUCGGUCUGAACGCCCUUGCUAAAAAUAAACGAGAGAUGCUGAGCUUACACAAUCUCGGUCUCGCCAUCUUUGGAUUUGGAGGUGUUUUCUUUGGAAUGACCUUCCAGUAUUCAGCUCAUCAACGAUACAUCACGUCGGGAGAGACGAGACGGAUCGCAGACGUCCCUCUUCAUUAUAUCUGGGUGGUCGUUCUUGCCCUGAAUGUCAUCAACUAUUUUGCAACAUAUUUUUACUCAAUCAGACUGAAAGCAGCGUGGAAUGUUCGAAAAAUGAGAUGAACUAUAUUUUUCUGUUUUUGAUUUUGAUCUAUUCUGAUUGAAUACUUUGUCAAAUCAGCUUUGGGGAUAACUUUGUCUUCCUGACAUUCCUGUUAAAGUUUAUUUUUAGGCAAGCACAUUUGGAGUCUGGACCAGUUGAAGGAAAUAUGCUUUGGAAAAGUGCACUUUCGUUUUGAAAAUAUUGGACACUACUCAUCUUACAUACAAAUAACGAUGUAACAACUCAACAAAAAUACAGAAAUUUACACUUCAAGAAAUGUACUGUAGAGAAAAAUAUUCAUAUAAGGUUACACCAAAUAACAGAGUGACAGAGCUGUAGAAUAAAUGCGCAUUUACAAUGGUUUGACCCUUAAAAAGCUUUGUUUUCCAAGAAAUUUAUGGUACCCCUGUUGCCAUUUUAUAUGCUGAGAGAGUCAUAAUUCACAAUAGUGUUAAGGUUUCCAUGAUCAGUGCUACAUUGUAUAAUAAAAAUAAGAUCUCUAUACUUUAUAUAUACAGAUACCAAUGUCAGAAAUGUAAAAAUUAAAGUCCUGUGAAAGUGGAUAAAUAACUGUCUGUCCCCAAAUUCGACAAAUACAUGAACAUCUGUUCAAACAUUGCACUUACAUGUAAACUAGCAUUAAUCAACCUUCAAUAAUUUGAAUACUCGCCUUAGUUGAUGUAAUUCUUUUUAAAGUCCAGAUUAUGCAAAAGAUGUGUCAUAUACAUGUACCUCUUCAAAGUCUUAUUUCUCCCUUGUCAAAUUUUUUUCUGUAUGUCAAACAGAUUUCUGUGCUUCCAAGAGAUUGGUCUAUCAUUGGUCUGACUUAGGUGUUGCAAUUUGCAAAUUUUGGGUUCCAAAAUCUAUCAUAAUUCUGGUUAGGCCUAAGCCUGGUAAUUAAUUGCAAAUUUGCAAUUGAUUGCUUGUCUGCUUCUUGCAACAAGAAUAAACAAAAUAGAUUUUCUUAAGUUAGAAUUUAUAUAUCAACUGUAAAUUAGGAACUUAAAUUUGCAGUUGAUUGCAAAUAUUGUCUUGCACCACCCCCUUGACUUGCGCAAAGUUGCAUACAACAUAAAUGUAGAUGUGUGUUUGGUUGAAAUGAGGUGGUGUAGUAUUAUAUUUUUAAUACUAUGCAAGGAACAGAGGCAAAUUGGAUGUCCUUGAAUUUUUUUAGAUAUAUCCUUUGUGAAGUUGUGAAGUGCACCACGCAGAAUCCUCCGAGUUUCUUUUCUUGAUGCCAAGUAAACUAGUAGACUAGCGUAAAUAUCUUUUCUUGGGAUGUAUUUAACAGUUUCUGACAUUUUACUAUUGACCCCAGGCACAUUUGUAGUUAAUGUAGUUCAAUCAGUAGAACAAUCAAUUGUACAGAGACUGAAACUUUUAGUCUCCUACUUAUGUUAUAUUAUUUGUUGCACUGUGUCUUACUUUUCACAAUAAAAUAUAUCACCCUCAGAGGUUCUGUCACAAAAAUAUUGAUGGUGAAGCUGCCAGUAAUAGAAUGAGAGAAGGCUUGGAUUUCUUUGAGGCAUUCAAAGACUGAUUAGAAUGGUAAUGAAAAUUGGAAAAUUAUCUUUGAUUAUUUGGGGGAAAUUAAAAUAUUUAAAUGAAAUGGCCUCUUAUGUGUACAAUUAUAUUCACUGAUAAAGGAAACAUUCCAAAUUAAAUUUCUUAAGUGGAAUUGUACCUGUAUGAAUGGUUGAUUUUGUAUGAUAUCUUCAUCUGUAUUAUCUUGCCUUGAGCAUUAGGAAAUUGCCAUUUGGUCUACA